Molecule: messenger RNA, 6371 nt
Organism: Cygnus atratus (black swan)
Lineage: Eukaryota; Metazoa; Chordata; Aves; Anseriformes; Anatidae
Gene: SMG6
Product: SMG6 nonsense mediated mRNA decay factor
Biological process (GO): nuclear-transcribed mRNA catabolic process, nonsense-mediated decay
Cellular component (GO): telomerase holoenzyme complex
Molecular function (GO): protein binding; telomerase RNA binding; telomeric repeat DNA binding
Source: RefSeq, a predicted model, not a curated record
GCGGGAGCGAGGGAAGAUGGCGGAGGGCCUGGAGCGCGUCCGCGUCUCGGCCGCCGAGCUGCGGGACAUGGUGGCCGCCCAGGCCCGCGCCGCCGCCGCCGGGGGGACAGAAAACGUGACGGAGGUGAAGGAGCCAAGGCACCGCAAAGACAACAGGCGCCCGGACCUGGAGAUUUACAAGCCUGGCCUCUCCCGGCUGAGGGGCAAGCUCGUGUCACCGAAGCACGAGGCCGCCGAGAAGGAGAGGAGCGGGGCCGAGGAAGGCAAGGAGGAGAGCGCUGCUGAGAAGGGCCCUUCGGCAGGAGGGGCUCCGGCCGCAGAGGACUUCGGCAAAGGCGACAGCCGCAGGCAGAACGGCCCUUUGCAGGGGAACGAAGAGACGGAGGCUAAAGGUGGGCGUCAGAGCCAGGAGAGCUCGUGCAAACAGCCCGCUGCGGAUGAGUGGUGUCCCAAGACCACGAGGAGAGCCAAGAAGCCAGACCAGCAGAUCUACCAGCCCGGGAAGCGCCUGCAUUCGGUUGCCAAAGAACCAGCCCUGCGCUCAGCUGCCGAGGAAGUCUCCUGCAAGAUGGAGCAGCUGAGAGUCGAGGGAGACAAAGAGGCUGAGAAAGGUACCGCAAAAGACACCAGGAAAACCAAACCGGGCAACAGAGAGGGAAGCCAGGCCGGGGAAGGAGGGAAAACCUCGAGGGGAGAAAAAGGAAGACGGGCGGAGCGAAGCGACAGGCUGAGGAGAGCAAACGACGAGGUGAUGCAGGGGAAGCUGGGCUCCACGAAGCGCUACUCCCGCUCUGACAAGCGGCGCAGCCGAUACCGCACCUGCAGCACCAGCUCAGCCGGCAGCAACAACAGCGUGGACGGGGCCCCGCUCGUGGACGGGGUGGAGAGGCGGCAGGAGCGUGCCAGGGAAAGGGCACGUGCUAGGAAGCAGCUCUCCGCGUCCUCCACGGACUCCUUGGACGAGGACAGAAUCGACGAGGCAGAAGCGUACGUCCCCAGCAGGCUUGCAGACAAGAAAAAGCGUUCAGAGCAGAGUCGAGCGUCUCGGAGCGAGAGCGAGUGGAGCAGCAACGGCCGGGAGGUGAAGGGGUCCUUCCGAGUCACGUUUGACAGCAGGACCAUGAGCAGGGAUAUCAGCCUGGCAGACGCGGAUAAAAAGCCCCCGAAGGCGUUUGCUGGUUGCAGUGACUCAGAGGCUUCGGAGGCGAGGAGCCAGAGCAGAGAGCCCCAGGGGAGGGGCCGCGGGAUCCUCUUCCUGCCCGCCAACACGGACCUCUCUGCCAGCACCGCGGGCUCCCCCGAACCCGGCCACCCCGGGCCCCGGCUGCUGCUCGCCGGCGCCGGGACCAAAAGCUCGCGAAGCCGGGGCCGAGGCGGCACCGCUCGCAGGCUGUGGGACCCCAACAACCCGGACCAAAAACCCGCCCUGAAGAGCCAGAGCGCUCAGCUCCACUUCCUAGACACGGACGACGAAGUGAGCCCCACCUCCUGGGGGGAAGCCCGCCAGGCCCAGACGUCCUACUACAAGUUCCAGAACUCCGACAACCCCUACUACUACCCCCGGGCCGCCGGGCAAGGCCCGCAGUAUCCGUACGGCGGCUACUCCCUGCAGUAUCCCGUGGGUCCGAGCAACGGGGUGUACCCAGGAGCCUACUACCCGGGGUACCCCGGCCAGGCGGGGCAGUACGUGUGCGGCCCGCUCCCCCCGGCCCCUCUGAGCCCCGAGAUGGAGCAGCAGAUGCGGAGCAUGCAGCAGCAGGAGCUCAGCAAGCUCCUGCGCGAGGCUGGGAACCAGGAGCAGCAGCUCAGCAACCUGCUCUCCAGAGACCGCAUCAGCCCGGAGGGGCUGGAGAAGAUGGCCCAGCUGAGGGUGGAGAUGCUGCAGCUGUACGAGCGGUGCAUCCUGAUGGACAUCGAGUUCUCGGACGCGCAGAACGUGGACCAGCUGCUGUGGAAGAAUGCCUUCUACCAGGUGAUCGAGAAAUUCCGGCAGCUUCUCAAGGACCCUCUGGGGGAAAACGCCCAGGAAAUUCGGAUCAAACUUCUCCAGCUUCUAGAUGAGGGCACUUUGUUUUUCGACGGCUUGCUCCAGAAGCUGCAGGUGUCGUACCAGUUCAAGCUGGAGGACUACAUGGAUGGGAUGGCCAUCCGCAGUAAGCCCCUGCGGAAAAUGGUGAAGUACGCGCUGAUCAGUGCUCAGAGGUGUAUGAUUUGCCAAGGGGACAUCUGCCGAUACCGAGAACAAGCAAACGAUACAGCCAACUACGGAAAGGCACGCAGCUGGUACCUGAAGGCUCAGCAAAUCGCUCCCAAGAACGGCCGCCCGUACAACCAGCUGGCACUCCUGGCCAUAUACACGAGGAGAAAGCUGGAUGCUGUCUACUAUUACAUGCGCAGCCUGGCUGCCAGCAACCCCAUCCUCACAGCCAAGGAGAGCCUCAUGAGCCUGUUCGAGGAGACAAAACGCAAGGCGGAGCAGAUGGAGCACAAGAAGCAUCAGGUGCUGGAGCUGAGCCCCAGCCGCCGGGGGAAGGGCAAGAAGUCCACGUUGCGACAAGUCGGGGACGACGCCACGCGGCUGGAGAUCUGGAUCCAUCCCUCCCACCCCCGCUCCUCCCAGGGCCACGAGUCUGGCAGGGAUUCUGAGCAGGACAACGGUCUUGGGAACCUCAGCCCCAGCGACCUGAACAAAAGGUUCAUCCUCAGUUUUCUCCAUGCCCAUGGGAAGCUGUUUACCAGGAUUGGGAUGGAGACGUUCCCUGCGGUGGCCGAAGAGGUCCUGAGGGAGUUCCAGGUCCUGCUGCAGCACAGCCCACCUCCCAUCGGAAGCACCCGCAUGCUCCAGCUCGUGGCAAUCAACAUGUUUGCGGUGUACAACUCCCAGCCCAAAGAGUGCCUCUCCGAGGACUGCCGCUCUGUCAUCCAGGAACAGGCCACGGCCCUGGGGCUCUCCAUGUUCUCCCUCCUGGUGAGGCGCUGCACCGACCUGCUGCGGGAGUGGGCGCAAGUUCAGCCACAGGAGGUGGAGCAGGAGGAUGAGGAGGAUGACAUCAAGGUCUCUGCCUUGCCCCAGGACCUGAAGGAGCUGCUCCCCAGCGUGAAGGUCUGGUCGGACUGGAUGCUUGGCCACCCGGACACCUGGAAUCCUCCUCCGACCUCUCUGGAGCUCCCCAAACAGGUCUCAGUAGAUGUGUGGGCGACGCUGGCUGACUUCUGCAACGUACUGACCACGGUGAAUCAGUCGGAGGUGCCCCUGUACAAGGACCCAGAUGACGACCUUGCCCUGCUCAGCCUGGAAGAGGAUCGGCUGCUCUCGGGCUUCGUUCCCCUGCUGGUCGCCCCCCAGGAGCCCUGCUACGUGGAGAGGACCUCGGACAAGGUUAUUGCAGCCGACUGCAAGAGGGUCACAGUUCUGAAGUAUUUCCUGGAAGCCCUUUGUGGACAAGAAGAGCCUUUGCUGGCAUUCAAGGGUGGAAAAUAUGUGUCAGUGGCACCCGUCCCAGACGCCAUGGGAAAGGAAAUGGGAAGCCAAGAGGGAAAACAACUGGAAGAUCAGGAAGAUGAUGUGAGGAUUGAGGCAUUUGAGGAUGACUCAGAGGCUGAAGGCAGCGGAGGAGAGCUGGACAUCAAGGAGCUCAGAGCCAAGAAGCAGGCGCUGGCCAGGAAAGUAGCUGAGCAGCAGCGUCGGCAGGACAAGAUUCAGGCUGUGCUGAAAGACCAGAGUCAAAUGAGGCAGAUGGAGCUGGAGAUCAGACCCGUCUUCCUGGUGCCAGACACCAACGGCUUCAUCGACCACCUCGGCAGCUUGAUGACGCUGCUGGACUGCAGGAAAUUCAUCCUGGUGGUGCCCCUGAUCGUGAUAAACGAGCUGGACGGCCUGGCCAAGGGCCCGGAGAUGGAGCACCGGGCCGCAGGCUAUGCCCGCCAAGUGCAGGAGAGAGCCAGGAAGUCCAUCGAGUUCCUGGAGGAGAGGUUUGAGAGCCGGGACAACUGCCUGAGGGCUCUGACCAGCCGGGGCAACGAGCUCGAGUCCAUCUCCUUCCGCAGCGAGGACACCACCGGGCAGCAGGGGAACAACGAUGACCUGAUUCUGUCCUGCUGCCUCCACUACUGCAACGACAAGGCCAAGGACUUCAUGCCCUCUAACAAAGACGAUCCCAUCCGUUUGCUCCGCGAAGUGGUUCUGCUCACGGACGAUCGGAACCUGCGAGUCAAAGCGCUGACCCGCAACGUGCCGGUGCGGGACAUCCCCACCUUCCUCAAGUGGGCCCAGGAGGGCUGAGGGGGCCGAGGGGGGGUCCAGAGCCCCCUGAGUGAGUAACGCAGCGUGCUGCGCUGGGAGCCCGGCUCCGGAGGCAGCCCUCACCACCACGCGCCACCGCCGCCUUCCAGCCCACAACGAACAAUAAACGCCACGUCUUCAACCCACCCCGGAAUGGCCGUGCUGCGAAGGGCCCCCCCGCCCCGGGGGCAGGCGAGCUGGGAAGGUCACGGCCGUGGAUGGUUCACGCGGAGGCUGGGACGCUGAGGGUCCUGCCCGCCGGCCUUUCGGGCGGUGCUGGAGCAGAGCCGGAGAGCCCUGCUGCCGUCCGAGGGAAGCUUCGGGUUAGCCCGUGCCGGAUCGCCAGCCUUUUGCUUUGGUUUGCUUGGUUGCAGAGAGCUCGAGUCGUGGGUCGGUGUCGCUUCGGGUUUGGAGGGCAGCGACCGGGGGACACGACGGCGCAGACUUUGGGAUCGCUCGGUCUCGCUCAGCCCCACGAGCGAGGCUCCCCGGGGUGCCACGGGCCUGCCUGCACCCUUCGGGGGUGCCGCGGACUUCAAGGGCAGGUCCCCCCGUGCCGGGUGCCCCGCUCUCGCCAUCGUCCCUGCCCCAACCUCUUUGUCCUGCACGUCCCUGGCAGCACCAGGUCCCCUGUCCCCACCCCGCGGAGGGAGACGCUGCCUGCAGAGGUGCUCGUCCUCUCUCUGGUGAAGGGUUUGCUUCUUGAGUUGCAUUUCAGCCGUCCCUGUAGGUUUGUUUCAGGUGUGUGCCCUGCCUGCUUUGCGGGGAGGAGGGCUUUGAACACCUCCGAUCCCCCCCCCCAGCUGCUUUCUGUUCUGCUCCCCUCCCACCCCACCAUUACCUGUCCCUCCCCUGAGCCCCGUGUCCCCACACCGCUCCUUGCAGACACAUUUUCAGCCUAAGACUCAGCGUGAGCCCAACGAAACCCUCCGAGUCCCUGAGGACCCCAGGACAGGCUGCGUGGCGGGUCCCAUGGCAGGUCCCAUCCCAAGAGCCUGGGCAGUGCCUGGUCCCAAGGCCACCUGUGGGGUCCCCUCUCAGAUCACCCCAAGCCCUGGAGGGACACGGACGCCUUGUCACAGGGCUCUGCACCUGCAGGUCCAAAUUGCACCGGGUGGAUCGGGGUGCUGCCGAGCCCCUCGGAGCCACGUCGUCACCGCCACCGUGGCACUGCAGACACAGAAGCCACGAGGGAGCGUUUUCCCAUGAACUGGCACCCCUGAGGCUCUGUCAAGCCCCGGUCCCGUCAGCGGAGGGUGGGACUGACCCCCCCCAGGGCCACCACGGCCGUGGGAGGGAAGCGUCAAAGGUGGCAGAGGAAGCAGCAGGACCGAGCCCGACAUUUUCCUUUCCUGCGUGGGUGGCUCGGACCUGGUGUACAGCACGUUCGAGCAGGAAGCCCGCUGUCACCCCAUGCCGGCUGCCUGGCCCCGUGGCGAGGACCAAAGGGGGGUCAGAGCCUCGGCAGCGCGUGGUCCUGGUGGGGCAGCACCGCGGGCGAGCAGGAUUUGUGCUCCUUUACCUGUACCAUACGAAUGCGCCGCUCACGGCAGCAGCUGGCAAAGGCUGGGCUCGGCUCAGGCACAGAUCCUGCGCAGGACUUUGGGGUCCCCGAGCAGCGCAGACGCUCGUGCCUGCAGGAGGGCACACGGAGUGCUUGUGGGCAGCAGCGAACACGAGCGCCACGGCCCCGCUCGAUGUACGUGGGCGACGGCUCUGCCGUGGGGUCAGCCCACACCUGCGCUCAGCGCUGUGCUGGGGUGCGCAGCGCGCAGACUGCGCCUUCUCCUCAAAGCCGAGUGUGUUGGAAAGGUUUUUUUUCUAACAGUGUUUCACUCUGCGAGUCCAGUCCUAGGUACGAGCAGCUCUGAGGGACACGCAGCCCCGCUGGACGCCCACCCCGUGCCCUGGGACGCUGCGCGGAGAGGCCAGCGCGACGGCGAGCAGAGCCUGAGAGUGCCAGGGCCAGCUGUGCCAGGCUGCCACCCCGCUCCCCGUGGGGAGCCCGUUUCUCGGGGAAGCGGCCGCGUUUGGGUGAUUUUGUGAAGCUGGUUUUAAUCAGUUUUAGUAUUAAACACUUGUCUGUGCA